Aegilops tauschii subsp. strangulata is the source of this 1410-nucleotide messenger RNA. RefSeq names its product aspartyl protease family protein At5g10770-like. Gene Ontology annotation, biological process: proteolysis. The record is from RefSeq and is a predicted model, not a curated record. Gene Ontology annotation, molecular function: aspartic-type endopeptidase activity. Lineage: Eukaryota; Viridiplantae; Streptophyta; Magnoliopsida; Poales; Poaceae.
AUGGCUUAUCCUCCCUUGUUCUUGUACAUCCUCCUGGUCGUAUUUGGCAGCUACCUUUCCACCAUUUCUGCUGCAGGCGACGGUCAUUUCAGACACAAGAUGUCUGCUCCACCUCCACAUCCACAGGUACGUACGUAUGACGCUCGGAUAUAUGUUUCAGUGGCGCCACGGCCAAACGGCGCCGCUGUGCCGCUGGUGCACAGGCACGGACCCUGCGCCAAGUCGCCGUCGACCGACAAGCCAUCAUCUUUCGCCGAGACGCUUCGCAGAAGCCGCGUCCGCGCAGACUACGUCAUGAGCACCAUGCAGAUGCAGGACCAGGAGGAGGGCAAGGUGAGCAUCCCGGCGCACCUGGGCACCUUCGUGGACUCGCAGGAAUACGUGGUGACGUUGGGCCUGGGCACGCCGGCCGUGGAGCAGGUCCUCCUCCUGGACACCGGCAGCGACCUGUCGUGGGUGCAGUGCGCGCCAUGCAACUCCACCGACUGCUACCCUCAGAAGGAUCCCUUGUUCGACCCGCGCAAGUCCUCCACCUACGCUCCCAUCCCCUGCGGCUCCGACGUGUGCAAGAUCCUCCAGUCCGACGACCACUUGAACAAUGGCUGCAGCAUGAACGGCAAUGGCACCCAGUCCCAGUGCGGGUAUCGAGUCGAGUACGGAGGAGGGUCAAAGACCAGCGGCGUGUACAGCAACGAGGCGCUCACGCUGGCGCCCGGCGUCAUCAUCAAGGACUUCCAUUUCGGAUGUGGGUACAAGCAGGGUGGCCCCAACGACAAGUUCGACGGCCUGCUCGGGCUUGGCCGCGCGCCCGAGUCGCUCCCGGUUCAGACCUCCGCGCUCUACGGCGGCUCUUUCUCCCACUGCCUCCCGUCGGUGAGCAGCGGCACCGGGUUCCUCGCCCUUGGCGCGCCCAGCAACACCUCGGGCUUCUCAUUCACGCCCAUGACCCAGUUUGUGGAUUCCGUCACCGACUACGUGGUGAAGCUCACCGGCAUCAGCGUCGGCGGUAAGCAGCUCCGCAUCCCAGGGAAGGUGUUCGAGGGGGGCCUGAUCGUGGACUGCGGCAAUAUCAUCUCACAUCUGCCGUCGACGCCCUACGCGAAACUGCGGUCCGCGUUCCGGGCGGCCAUGGCGGCUUACCCGCUCAUCCCGAGCGACGACCACGACACAUGCUACAACUUCACAGGAUACAGCAACGUCACCGUGCCCAAGGUCGCUCUCACAUUCACCGGCGGCGUCACGAUCGACCUCGACGUCCCCAAUGGGCUUCUGUUGGACGGCUGUCUGGCCUUCACCGACUCCGGGUCAGAUGGUUACGUCGGGUUCCUCGGCAAUGUCCAAAUGAGAACGUUGGAGAUGUUGUACGACGUUAGGGGUGGUAGACUCGGAUUCCGGGCAGGUGCCUGCUGA